CUGAUCUUCAUUUCAGCUGUUGAUGGUCAUUUUGUUAGUGAUACUUUAAACGGACUCAGUGAAGCUGAGAAGGAGUUAAUCAGAGAGGAACUGAAAAAAACAGACGAAGAGAUCAAUACUCUACGUCAAGUACUGGUUGCACGUCAGAAACAUGCGGCUGAUUUGAAACGAAAAUUGGGUAUUUCGCCAUUAACAGAACUCACUGCUGACAUCAAUCAGUCACUGAUGCAUGUGAAGGAAUCUCAAGCGUACCAGAAAACAUCGGAAGUGGUAGCUGGUACUGCAGAUACCGUCAAAAACAAAUGGAAUGAUAUGCGUAAUUCAUCGCUCUUCAAAUCAUUUGAAUCUAAAUUGGGAACGGCUUAUACCAGCGCUAAAAUUGCGGCGUCUACUAGUAUUGAUCAGAUAUCUGGAAUCGCUAAAUCGUCAUCAGGCACAUCUAGCCAUAAUGAUCCUACUUCGCCCUUUAAAUAA
This is a messenger RNA of Thelazia callipaeda (thelaziosis nematode), 474 nucleotides long. NCBI's taxonomy places the organism in Eukaryota, Metazoa, Nematoda, Chromadorea, Rhabditida, Thelaziidae. The record is from the annotation of a GenBank genome assembly.